GCGAAGCAGUGGACAGCGCUCAUCAAUAGAUACACGGAUAAAGAUAAGGCUAUAUAAUACGCUUUGGCUAGUGGAUAUUUACAAUUGUUUUAAAGUAGCCUAACGUGAUACGAGGAUUUUUUUUAUUUGGAAGAGAGAGGAUAUUGUUUUUGCGACGGAGUGGCUUUGCGCGUCAAUAUACCUUAUUCACUGGAAUGUUAUCGAGUAAAUUACUUCGAUUUGACUCGUGAAAAAGUGAAAAGCAUGAGCCUUUAUAGCCUACGUAUGCUUUCAAGUUCAUAGCCCACGAAUACCGGUCGCGUUAGACGUUUGUUGUAUUUCACUAGAGCAUAUUUAACCACGGUAUCCAAUUUUGGCAGUAUACGGUAAUAGCUUCUGCUUGUCUGCCAAAAGAUGACGGAAAACAAUGAGAAGGAGAAUGAACCGCAACACCGGGACCUCCAUCGUUGCCAGAGCACUGUGCCUAUUCAGCCCGAAUCAAAGCUGCAGCGACUAAAGCGCUCCUUGUCCUUCAAGUCAGUGAUGCGCAGCAAGAGCGUGGACAACUUCUUCCAGCGCCCCAGCAACGGGGAAGUCCGUCUGCCCUCUGGGAUCAUCCACGAGCCUCCUCUGACCUCCUUGCCACCACCCUUCGGGGAGACGCCCCUGACCUGCGAGCGCUCACCCUCCCUCUCCCCUUCACUCAGCCCCAACCCCUCGCUUUCGUCCCGCUCACCCUCCCUCAGUCCCUCCCUCUCCCUGACCUCCAAAGCCCAGCUCCAGGGCCGGCUGGUGAAGACCCACUGUUUCCAGGAGCACGUAUUCCGUCGGCCCACCUGCUGCCAGCAAUGCAAACACGUGAUCCAGGGGAACUCCAAGCAGGGUCUGCGCUGUAAAGCCUGUAAGCUGGGCGCCCACCUCUGGUGCUCCUCUGAGCUGUCCCAACAGCCCUGCACAGGAAAGACGGGGGCCUUUAAACGGAACUUCAGCUCCCCUCUCUUGACUAACGAUAUGUUAGGGGUGGUCAAGGAAGCUCCACCAUCGCAAGAGUCUGAUAAAGGGGGAGUUGACCCUGUGUAUGAGGCUCUGCGUUAUGGAACGUCGCUGGCACAGAUGAGUCGCUCUAGCUUCGGAAGCAUCACUGAGUCCCCCAUUCAUAAGGUGGAGAGAGUAGGGGAGGGACUGGAAACGCAACCAAUCGUUGAGGAGGAGUUUGUCCCAGAGACUGAGACUCUCAAUCCUCCUGAAAGUGAGGCUGAUUCAGAGGACAGGGUCAGUCUGAAGACUCCAAAGCGCAUCGACGUCCACUCUGUACACACCUAUGUGGCUCUGUACAAGUUCAUCCCUCAGGAGAAGAAUGAUCUGGAAUUACAACCUGGCGAUCGAGUGCAAGUAACUGAUGACUCCAAUGAGGACUGGUGGAAGGGGAAAAGCAAAGACAAGCUGGGUUUCUUCCCCGCCAACUUUGUACAGAGAGUGCGCCCAGGUGAGCGUGUGUGGAAGGUCACGGGUGGUUUCCAUGGUGACCGUGACAGAGGGCAGAUGACUGUGAAAGAGUCUCAGAUCUGUGUGGGGAAGAACGAAGAGUUGGAUGGUUUCCUAAAGCUGAGCAGUGGGAAGAAGAGAGGUCUUGUCCCUUCCAAGUACCUUCUGGAGAUAUGACUUCCGUCAAAGAAGGGAAUUCUUUGUGUCCCGACCCUCGUUCUGCCCUGAAGACCACCCUCUAUCAGGAGCGCUUCCCUGACACCUCACUGACUGCCAACUCCCUGGAUGUGGAAAUGGACCCUCCCACCAACACCAGAAAACAUAGAGAGGGAGGGAGAAUAUGGUGGACACUGGCCAGGAUCGAAUUGGUUUCACUGCUUUGCUUGGAGUGGUGGAAUAAUUUAGAGUUUGAGAGAAAGGAGGGGGGAGGGCUUCUGUUGAGCUAGCUGCUUUACCUGUGGUGUACCCUCACACUCUUUUACCUGUUCACGCACACACACACACACACACACACACACACACACACACACACACACACACACACACACACACACACACACACACACACACACACACACACACACACACACACACACACACACACACACACACACACACACUGCACAAAGACACUGAUGCUAACAAUGGCCCUGGAGCUUGGGCGGCGUGACUGUAGCAGGCAGUGGUUGUCUGAAAGAUGUAUGGAUACCUCACAAUCUUCACAAGCACAGCUUCUGCUUGAGCCAAGGUGGAGAAGACUGGCAGUUAUUCGCCGUGUGGUCGUGUGACCUUUUGGAUUUCAUGUGAAAGUGAAAUUUGGACAUUUUUCUGAGUCCAAGUUCUGUAGCAUUUUAUUGUAGCAUAUGGUAUAGCCGCAUUCCCUGUGGCGCAGAUUAUUUAGCACAUUGGGGCAAACCAAAGUGGGUAGGUGGUGGGGGUAGAAGGGAGCCUCAAGGGCCCUAUGCUUGAUUUGAGGAUUGUAGCUUGGACAAUGUAAUUGAAAGUGUACUGUUGAGUCAAAUUUAUUGAUGCAUGCUUCACUCACUCCCUGACCAUUGGGAGGUUCAGGUCCUAGCAUUUAAUCUUUGUUAACCCCCUACUUUGCUUUACAUUGCUCAAUCCCAUUUGACAAUUUGUUUAGCUAAAUGGCUUCCGUGGCAUCAUCCAGGUGCUAAAUAAUAUCAAACCCAUGAUCGUCAAUGAUCUUUACUAUUAAGAAGGGUUUGGCCAGGAGAGCGAGGGGAGACAGACACACAUGUUAAUCCUGCUGUGAUGUCCUUCCCAACGAUGCGUGAUUAUUUGGGACCUCUGUCCCUCUUCCCCUAUUUAUUUUCCCCACCUCUCUGUCUGUCACACAUGCUCUCUGUCUAGCACUCUCUCCCUCUCUGUGAUCACUGAAGGCUUAGAGAUCUGUGACUGCAGCAGAGGUCACAGCGGUCACAGCACUGAGACAGUGUAGCAUGAUAAGACACUCAGACACAAAGCUUAACCUAAAAGUCAGAUUCCUCCCUCUAUAUGGGCUCCUCCGCAGGCCUCUGGAUGUCAGCCAUUUUCAUAGCAUUUUAUUGUAAGUUAGUAAUACAUUAUUCUCAUGGAAUGUUUUGGGAUGCAACCACCCGACAGAAUUAUUUUCACAUGCGCGAUGUCCUCAGCCCUUUUGGUAAUGCCAUGUUGUGUCUUUUUUUUCUUCUGCAGAGAAAUAGUCUGUAUCUUGUGUUGAAACAUACCAUUCUAACACUCUCAAAUGCCUAGGCCAGACAAAGGAUGUUUUUGUGCAUCCCGCUGAAUUGAGAGUGAAAUGUCUAUGAAACACUGGAUACAACGUCCUGUGGAUGUCAUUACUUUCUUUACUGAUUUAUUCACUCUAGGAUUCACUCCAUAGCAGUCAGAAGCUUUCUUGGCAAUAACCACUUAGUACCAGUCAAAAGUUUGGACAUACCUACUCAUUCAAGGAUUUUUCUUUAUUUUUACUAUUUUCUACAUUGUAGAAUAACAGUGAAAACAUCAAAACUAUGAAAUAACACAUAUGGAAUCAUGUAGUAACUAAAAAAGUGUUAAACAAAUCAAAAUAUAUUUUAGGUUUUUGAUUCUUCAAAGUUGCCACCCUUUGCCUUGACGACAGCUUUGCACACUCUUGGCAUUCUCUCAACCAGCUUCAUGAGGAAUGCUUUUCCAACAUUCUUGAAGGAGUUCCCACAUACGCUGAGCACUCGUUGGCUGCUUUUCCUUCUCUCUGCAGUCCAAUCCAUCCCAAACCAUCUCAAUUGGGUUGAGGUCGGGUGAUUAUGGAAGCCAUGGCAUCUGAUGUAUCACUCUCCUUCUUGGUCAAAUAGCCCUUAGUCAAAUAACUUUUACAACGAUGGUGUAGGCAGUCAUUGUAAAUAAGGAUUUGUUCUUAACUGACUUGCCUAGUUAAAUAAUUAAUUCAAAUAAAAAAUGUAAACAACAUUUUUACAGCCUGGAGGGGUGUUUUUGGUCAUCGUCCUGUUGAAUAACAAGUGAUAGUCUCACUAAGCACAAACCAGAUGUGAUGGCGUAUCGCUGCAGAAUGCUGUGGUAGCCAUGCUGGUUAAGUGUGCCUUAAAUUCUAAACAAAUCACUGACAGUGUCACCAGCAAAGCACCCCACACCAUCACACCAUCACACCUCCUCCUCCAUGCUUCACGGUGGGAACCACACAUGUGAAGAUCAUCCGUUCACCUACUCUGCGUCUCACAAAGACACUGUGGUUGGAACCAAAAAUCUCAAAUUUGGACUCAUCAGACCAAAGGACAGUUUUCCACCGGUCUAAUGUCUAUUGCUGGUGUCUCUUCUUGUUAUUACUGUCUUUUAGUAGUGGUUUCUUUGCUGCAAUUCGACCAUGAAGGCCUGAGUCACACAGUCUUCCCUGAAGUGAUGAUGUUGAGAUGUCUGUUACUUGAACUCUGUGAUGCAUUUAUUUGGGCUGAAAUUUCUGAUGCUGGUAAAUCUAAUAAACGUAUCCUCUGCAGCAGGAGGUCCUCAUGAGAGCCAGUUUCAUCAUAGCGCUUGAUGGUUUUUGCGACUGCACUUAAAGAAACUGUGCUGGAUUGACUGACCUUCAUGUCUUAAAGUAAUGAUGGACUGUCAUUUCUCUUUGUUUAUUUGAGCUGUUCUUGUCAUAAUAUGGACUUGGUCUUUUACCAAAUAGGGCUAUAUUCUGUAUACCACCCCUACCUUGUCACAACAUAACUGAUUGGCUCAAAUGUAGUAAGAAGGAAAGAAAUUCCACAAAUUAACUUUCAAGAAGGCAGACCUGUUAAUUGAAAUGCAUUCCAGGUGACUACCUCAUGAAGCUGGUUGAGAGAUUGCCAAUAGUGUGCAAAGCUGUCAUCGAGGCAAAGGGUGCCUACUUUGAAUAAUCUAAAAUAUAUUUGGAUUUGUUUAACACUUUUUUUGGUUACUACAUGAUUCCAUAUGUGUUAUAUCAUAGUUUUGAUGUCUUCACUAUUAUUCUACAAUG
Messenger RNA from Oncorhynchus masou masou (cherry salmon), 4945 nucleotides. RefSeq names its product SH3 and cysteine-rich domain-containing protein 2-like. NCBI's taxonomy places the organism in Eukaryota, Metazoa, Chordata, Actinopteri, Salmoniformes, Salmonidae. Gene Ontology annotation, molecular function: protein binding. Gene Ontology annotation, biological process: skeletal muscle contraction; positive regulation of voltage-gated calcium channel activity; positive regulation of protein localization to plasma membrane. Gene Ontology annotation, cellular component: extrinsic component of cytoplasmic side of plasma membrane. The coding region runs from base 394 to 1641 and encodes 415 amino acids. The transcript is spliced from 11 exons. The record is from RefSeq and is a predicted model, not a curated record.